GCGGUACGUACUCCUCAAAGACAUAAAAUCAGACCUAAAAGUCAUGAAUGUUGAGAAAGAGAAUAUGGAGCCAACCCAUUCCGAGGAAGAAGGUGAAGCCUCAAAUGGUGUUGCUCUGCCUUUGACGAUCGGGAAGAAGAGGAAGCUGGUGAUAUUGGAUAUUAAUGGCGUACUUGCCCUUAUGGUUAGGCACUCGAUCCCAGGUGGUGUCAGCUUUCCCGGCGGGUUGACGAUAGCAAAGCGACCCUUCUGUGAAGAUUUUUUGCAAUUCUGCUUCGAGAGGUUCGACGUGGCCAUUUGGACUUCUAGAGCCAAG
This is a messenger RNA of Cuscuta epithymum, 316 nucleotides long. The record is from the annotation of a GenBank genome assembly. NCBI's taxonomy places the organism in Eukaryota, Viridiplantae, Streptophyta, Magnoliopsida, Solanales, Convolvulaceae.